Messenger RNA from Callorhinchus milii (elephant shark), 668 nucleotides. RefSeq names its product formation of mitochondrial complex V assembly factor 1 homolog (gene fmc1). Bases 1 to 399 code for a protein of 132 amino acids. The record is from RefSeq and is a predicted model, not a curated record. Lineage: Eukaryota; Metazoa; Chordata; Chondrichthyes; Chimaeriformes; Callorhinchidae. Gene Ontology annotation, cellular component: mitochondrion. The transcript has 3 exons.
AUGACUAAUCAUCGUCAUGUGCUCAGUGUCCCAAUGUCACACUUAGAGAAUAGACGGAACUGCGGAGCCUCAACCGAGGCCGCGGGGGGGAGGGGGGGCGGGGGGGGGGGCGGGGGCCGCGGGGGGGGUCUGAGCGGCGGAUACCGGGACUCUCUCUCCUACAAGUACGUGAUGGAGCAGUUCAGGAAAAACCAAGUGACCAGUGAGAAGCUGUGCCGCGCUCACCAGGAGCUGCUGCACAGGGCCACCACCUACCGGUGUCUCCUGCAGAGCGUCCGGCGGCACCUGGAGCUGCACCGGGUGUACCACGGGACGGGCGAGCGGUCAGCGGAGCAGGUGGCGCAGAUGGUGGGACUCAAACUCCCGCAACAGCCCAGUGGCAAAGGCCGCGAGAAGUGACCGGUGACCCGCGGACCGAACGCAACACGUCCUCUCGUCCUCGUGUCUGUAAACGAUGCAAAGAAAACACUACAACUAAAGCGACAGUGUUACCCGUCCGUCGGUCUCCGAUCUUAUUCCACCACCGACAAACACUUUGCGGGUUCCCACCCGAACGCAGAGCAACUUUCUCGCUCUGACGUGACGGCCGUUACACGACCGUAACGCGUUGUUUCUGUUCGUUGCUAUUCCUGCGAUGGCGGAUUAUCUAUAAUAAUAAUAAUAAUAAU